This is a messenger RNA of Malus domestica (apple), 889 nucleotides long. RefSeq names its product probable aminotransferase ACS12. The record is from RefSeq and is a predicted model, not a curated record. Lineage: Eukaryota; Viridiplantae; Streptophyta; Magnoliopsida; Rosales; Rosaceae.
UUAUUAUACGACGAUGGUGUUUGCACGCCACCAACAAAAGAUGCAAAGAUGGAAACUGGCAGGUGCCAAUCAUAACCAGACCAAAAGUUUCUGGUAGCGAAACUGCAAAACACACACUUCCCUCGCAGGGCUCUCGAAUCUCACUCAAUCCCUCCACGCCAACCAACGGCCAACCCGAAACCCUCCCACUGCAGCUCGAGACCUGGACCGGCCAACCCGACUCCGACCCAACCCGAAACAAGCCCACCGGAGUCACCGCGAUGAGACUGAUUGUGCCACUCCAAGGCGUCGUCCAAGGCAGAGGCGGCCUCAUCCUCGCCUCUCUAAUCCCAUGUGCUCUCUAUUACUGCCUCCAGCUCUACCUAAAACGACGGCGACCCUCCAAACCCGAUCCACCUUCCCCCUCCCAGUCCUCCUCCAACCUGGCGGAGCUCCCCAGAACGCUGUCGCGGUCCAGCUUGUCCACCCGCGGGUCCAUGGGCCGGGUCCGGAUGUCCUCCCGGGCGAGCUGGAUUGCGAAGCCCAAUGACUCGCCGUACUAUAUCGGGUUGGAUAGGGCUUCGGAGGACCCGUACGAGAGGGUGGAUAAUCCGGAUGGGGUUAUUCAAGUCGGAUUGUCCGAGAACAGGCUGUGUUUGGAUUUGAUUGAGAAAUGGGUUUCGGAGAAUUUGAUGGAAUCGAUGGUAGGAACGGACGGUAGUGAUUUGAGCAUAAGUGGAAUUGCAGCGAACCAGCCGUUUGAUGGAAUGACUGAGCUGAAAGUAGUAUGAUUGUUCCUAAUCUCUGAAACAUUGUUGGAUAAUUUAGUGAGAUGGUACUUUAAUACGUUAUAAUCGCUCUUCUGUUAUAGUUUCGGUUGCGUAAUUUGUAGGAUAGUGUUAUUUACACA